Messenger RNA from Alexandromys fortis (reed vole), 3408 nucleotides. RefSeq names its product threonyl-tRNA synthetase 2, mitochondrial (gene Tars2). Gene Ontology annotation, cellular component: cytoplasm; mitochondrion. Bases 74 to 1756 code for a protein of 560 amino acids. Gene Ontology annotation, molecular function: threonine-tRNA ligase activity; ATP binding. Gene Ontology annotation, biological process: threonyl-tRNA aminoacylation. Lineage: Eukaryota; Metazoa; Chordata; Mammalia; Rodentia; Cricetidae. The transcript has 13 exons. The record is from RefSeq and is a predicted model, not a curated record.
GCUCCGACGCCAAUGAGGACUCUGGUGAGAAAGAAGCGGUGAUCUGAGCAUGGAGGCACCGACUUGAGGCAGCAUGGCUCUCUGUCUGAGGUGGCGCCGGCUCGGGCUCCCGCUGCCGGGGUUCCGCGGCUGCGAGCUGCACACAGUGCAUGAGGCCUCUGUGCUGACUCCUCCCCAUUGGCUGGCAGAGCGGUUUGCCCUCUUUGAGGAGCUGUGGGCCGCUCAGGUGAAAAGGUUAGCGAGUGUGACCCAGAAGAAAGCCCGGGCUAUUAAGAUAUCACUUCCUGAAGGCCGGAAGGUAGAUGCUGUUGCGUGGAACACAACCCCUUACCAACUAGCCCAGCAGAUCAGCUCCACACUGGCCGACACCGCUGUGGCUGCUGAAGUAGAUGGAGAGCUCUAUGACCUGGAGCGGCCCUUGGAGACAGACUGCCACCUCAGAUUCCUGACCUUUGAUUCCCCAGAAGGCAAAGCGGUAUUCUGGCACUCUAGUGCCCACAUUCUGGGCGCAGCAGCUGAGCAACAACUGGGUGCUGUUCUCUGCCGAGGUCCAAGUACAGAAUCUGGCUUUUACCAUGAUUUCUUCCUGGGAAAAGAGAGGACAGUCCGGAGCUCAGAGUUGCCCCUUUUAGAACGGAUUUGCCAGGAGAUCAUAGCUGCAGCACCGCCGUUCCGGAGGCUAGAGGCUUCCCGGGAUCAGCUUCGGCAGCUCUUCAAGGAUAACCACUUCAAGCUUCAUCUGAUCGAGGAGAAAGUGACAGGCCCAACAGCAACAGUGUAUGGGUGUGGUAUGUCGGUGGAUCUUUGCCGGGGCCCCCAUCUGCGGCACGCUGGACAGAUUGGAGCUCUGAAGCUGCUGGCGAACUCCUCAGCCGUGUGGAAGUCCUCAGGAGCUCCAGAGACACUGCAGAGAGUGUCGGGAAUUUCUUUCCCCAAGGCAGAGUUACUGAGGAGCUGGGAAGCCUGGAGGGAGGAAGCGGAGUUGAGAGACCACAGACGUAUCGGGAAGGAACAGGAGCUCUUCUUCUUCCAUGAACUGAGCCCUGGGAGCUGCUUUUUCCUGCCGCGCGGGACAAGAGUCUAUAAUGCCCUGGUGGCUUUCAUCAGGGCUGAAUACGCACGUCGUGGUUUCUCAGAGGUGAAAACUCCCACGCUGUUUUCUACAAAACUCUGGGAACAGUCAGGGCAUUGGGAGCAUUAUAGGGCGGACAUGUUUUCCCUGAAGCCCCCAGGCACUAAUGGUCCCGACAGCUCUCAGAGUGGCCACCCUGCCAGGUGUCCCAAAGACACACUUGCUCUCAAGCCCAUGAAUUGCCCUGCACACUGCCUCAUGUUCGCCCACCGGCCCAGAUCAUGGCGGGAACUACCUGUGCGACUGGCUGAUUUUGGAGUCUUGCAUCGCGCUGAGGCCUCUGGCGGUCUGGGAGGAUUGACGCGGCUAUGGCGCUUCCAACAGGACGAUGCUCACAUCUUCUGUGCACCAAAUCAGCUGGAAGCAGAGAUCCGAGGCUGCCUUGAUUUUCUCCGAUCUGUUUAUGCUGUUCUUGGUUUUUCCUUCCGCCUGGCUUUAUCUACCCGGCCGUCUGGCUUCCUAGGGGAACCUCACCUGUGGGACCAGGCUGAGCAGGUCCUACAACAAGCCUUGGAGGAAUUUGGAGAACCCUGGGACCUUAACCCUGGAGAUGGUGCUUUCUAUGGGCCUAAGGCAAGCUGGACCACACUUAGGAGUUGUAUUUAUUCUGUCCUCUUUAAUUAAGUUGUAUCUAUAAAGAACUGCUUUAAAACUUGUGUAGGCCAUAAAAAACCAGUGCAUAUCUGCCCUGUGGAGCUUAGUGCUCCCUGAAGGCCGAGCUGGGUGAACCGGCCACGUCAGCACAGUGGAGCCGUGCUGUGUAGCGUCAUGGGAGCACAGCGGGUGCAGCAGGACUCAGUCUAGGGAAGCCUUCUGCAGGAACUGGGUCUCGGGAGGGAAUGGCGUAGGCAUCUAGAGGUAGGAGGAUGGGGUAAGAACUCACAGAGCAAGUUAGAAGAGAAGAAAGUAUAGGGCAGAAAGGCUGUUAGGAGCCUACUAUGGGCACUGGGCUAUAACUGUAGGUACUUGAGAGAUUCAAAAAUGAUCACAUGAGCCCUGGGAUUUGAGGCCAGCCAGGGUAGCAAACAAAGACCUCACCCCAAAACCAGGACGAUAGGAAUAAGGCUCAGUGGUAGAAUAACUUGACAAGUUGCACAGGCUCUGGAUUUGAUCCCCAACCGUGCAAGAAAAGGAGGCAAGGCCCUGAGGUCGCCUUGUUGGAUGUGAGGCUGCUUGUUUCCUUGGGUUUCUCACGCUGUGAGCACAGAUUGGUCUGGAACUAUUAUUUAUUUUUAGUUUUUCAAGACAGGUUUUCUCUGUGUAGCUCUAGUUGUCCUGGAACUCACUCUGUAGACCAGGCUGCCCUGAGCUUAGAGAUCCAUCCUGCCUCUGCCUUCCAGUGCUAGGAUUACUGGUGUGCUCUACUACACCCAGCUUGGCUGCUGGGUUUGUUUUGUUUUGUUUGUUUUUACAGUUUUUUGUUUGUAUUGUUUUAUUUAUUUAUUUACUUAUUUAUUUAUUAUAUAUACAAUAUUAUGUCUGCAUGUAUGCCUGCAGGCCAGAAGAGGGCACCAGACCCCAUUACAGAUAGUUGUGAGCCAUCAUGUGGUUGCUGGGAAUUGAACUCAGGACCUUUGGAAGAGCAGGCAAUGCUCUUAACCGCUGAGCCAUCUCUCCAGCCUGUAUUGUUCUUUCUAAAAAUUUGUUUAUUUCUGGGUAUUGGAGAGAUUGCUCAGCAGUUCAGAGCCCUCGCUGCUUUUGCAGAGGACCCGCGUUCUCUAUGUUCUCCUAUUUGCUGACUCCCAGCCAUACGUCCUAACUCCAGUCCAGGGGUUGGUGCCAUGCAUGUGCGGCACUUUUACACAUGCAGGCAAAACAUGCAUUCACAUAAAUAAAAAAAAAUGUUCUAAAAAAGUUUUUUUUGAAGGUUUAUCUUAAGUUGGGCAAUGGUGGUGCACACCUUUAAUCCCAGCACUCAGGAGGCAGAAGCAGGUGGAUCUCUAUGAGUUCAAGACUAGCCUGGUCUACAGAUUGAGUUCCAGAAUAGCAAAAAAACCCUCUCUUAAAAAAAAGAUUUAUCUAUACCAGGCAUAGUGGCCCACACCUUGAAUCCCAGCAGCAGAGGCAGCCAGCCAAGCAAGAGUUCAAGGCCAGCCUGGUUUACACUGUGAGUUUCAGGCUAGCGAGGGCUACACAGUGACACCUCGUCUUUGGAACCUGUGUAUAGAAGGCAAGAACCAGCUCCCAAAAGUUGUCCUCUGCCUUCUACAUCCUUACCCCAUACACAUACAGACAAAGUAAAUAAAUGUAAAAACUUUAUUAAAAAACAACAAUAA